AUGAAGGUCUUUUUGCCUAUCGUGGCCCUUGCUGGUCUGGGCCUAGCUGCAGACAUGAAUGUUUGGGACCUCGAUGACUCUUGCCAAACACCUGAACGUAAGGGCGCUUUCGAAAAAGCAUACAGUGAUGCCGAGGUCCUCGCAGUCAAGGCUCAAGAGGACCUUGAGAAGCUCAAGGGCGCGCGUCCAGACUUUGUCUCAAACAUGCGAACUAAUUGGGACCGCAUCGCGAGGGCCGCGACCAACAUGUUUGGCUUUGUGCCAAAUAAAGAUGGCCAUGACCCCAAUGAGGAGCAUUACUCGAAUGUUAGAUAUGUUUAUGAUCGUAUGGUCAAGACACUCCACAAUGAUGAAAUGAUUCCAGCCAACGGCUACGGCGGUCUCAAGCCCCUUCUUCUAUGCGACGAAAGCAAAUUCGUCUGGGUUGGCAGAGAUGACAAAGAUCCUCAUGACCCUGCAGGACGCCCCCUACGCGAAUCCAGACCUAAAGAGAUGGCGGGUCAAACAGCUGGAGCUUGGGUGUACAAGAAACGGUAUCUGGUAAACAGCGUCAAGCAAGAAAACACAGGUCUCUGCAGACCUGGAGUAUUUGCUGUUACUCUUACCCGAAACGAUUUUAUCAUCUUUUGCCCUCCGUCGUUUGAGGGCAAGGUGGCUGAGACACAAUCUGCUGUUGAUGCUAAAGACAGCGUUCAGAAGGAUGAUACGCUGGAUACGUACUCGGCUACUAGCCUUUCGCGAAUCAUGGUCCAUGAGCUUGCGCACUGGUUUGGUGGUGAUAAGACCGGUGGAACUGAGAAUCGCAAUGUCCCUGAUCAACAAGCUGUCGGAAAGGAGGGUGCCCUGGUCUAUCAAAAGCCCGACGGAAAGCGCACCACUGAUGCUUCUAUCCCAGGAAUCAAGAAAUAUGUCACAUACAACUUUCUGUGGGUUUCCAAUUUGGCGCGCUCUCAUGAGGGGGAAAACGCAGGCAAUAGCGGCCCAAGCAAGGCUACCUUUACCGCUGAGUCGUACGCUCUUUUCGCAUUGAUGUCGUAUAUGGACAACUGGGAUUGGGCGAAUGAUGGGAAAGCGAAAGCAUUUGUUGACGAGAUGAUCCCAUAUGAGAGACUUCCUAACAGUAAGAAAGUGCGCUUGGGCUAAGGAAAGGGUUGUUGUUUGGUUAUUUAGCUAUUGUAAUGGUGUUUGUUCCUAUUAUAGAACGCGUCUGAUUGCCCGGGAAGGCAGGCUUUGCUGCAGAGUGUCCCAGAGAUCUUUUUAUUACGUGACCGGAGCUUUUCCAUCCUGAUGCAAAGACCUGUAUUGUCUUCGACUGAUCAAGUGGUUCUUUAUCAAGAAUUGCCACGCAUUGGGGACAUUUGAGCUCUCGCAGCCCUUGUAUUUGACUGGCUGAGGCAGAUGCGCCCAGAGUUGCAGCAAGGAAACCAUUGGAAGCGCAGAAAACUGACGUCGGUACAUCAACAGGCUUGAAAAUUGAGUAGAGUGCUGGUAUUUUGUUCAAGUCUCUCAAUCGAGAGAAGUCCGUCGUACAUAGCGGGGCCCUCUGCAACCUGACUUCAAGCAGCUGUAAGCAAGUUGCACACCGCCCAAGCAGCCGUUGAUG
This is a messenger RNA of Fusarium redolens, 1603 nucleotides long. RefSeq lists its product as uncharacterized. The record is from RefSeq and is a predicted model, not a curated record. The transcript has 5 exons. Gene Ontology annotation, molecular function: metallopeptidase activity. Lineage: Eukaryota; Fungi; Ascomycota; Sordariomycetes; Hypocreales; Nectriaceae. Bases 1 to 1143 code for a protein of 380 amino acids.